Messenger RNA from Harmonia axyridis, 2872 nucleotides. RefSeq names its product vascular endothelial growth factor receptor kdr-like. The coding region runs from base 309 to 2651 and encodes 780 amino acids. Gene Ontology annotation, biological process: multicellular organism development; positive regulation of kinase activity; protein phosphorylation. The transcript is spliced from 15 exons. The record is from RefSeq and is a predicted model, not a curated record. Gene Ontology annotation, cellular component: signaling receptor complex. Lineage: Eukaryota; Metazoa; Arthropoda; Insecta; Coleoptera; Coccinellidae. Gene Ontology annotation, molecular function: transmembrane receptor protein tyrosine kinase activity; ATP binding.
AGUCACAUAUAGCCGAACCAUUCAUCAGUCAAACUAAGAAACAUUUCAUUGUUGGUGAUAAUUUGACCCUGGAAUGUACUGUGGACAGUGAUGUUUAUACAGAUAUUAUUUGGGAAUUUCCCAAAGAUGGAAUUCAAAAAAAAGUUGAUGAGGAUAGGUAUCAAUCAACAUUCAGUAUCUCAAAUCUCAAUACAAGCAAUUCAGGAAAAUAUAGGUGCUCUGUCCAAGAUAAACAAAAUCAUUCUAGCCAUACGGAAAUAACAAUAACUGUACAUGAUGACCAAUUCGUUUUUUUUACCGGACCUGAAAUGUUUGAAGAUAAAAAAAGAAAAGUAGGAUCAACUGUCACUUGGAAUGUAACCUUCGAAGCAUAUCCAAACAGUGAAGCUCAUUGGUUUGAUAACAAUGAUCAAAUAAUUAUCCGAAAUAGUACAAAAUACGAAAUGAUUUCUGAUAAAUCCUUUGGGUACCUCAGUAUCAAAAAUAUAACUUACAAAGAUCGAGGAAACUAUACUCUAGUCAUAAAUAAUACUAAGGUGAAAAAUAAUUUAACAAAAGAACUACAGGUAUACGGUGAACCUGUAAUAGAUCUUGUAGUGGACGAAUUUCAGAUGCCUGAAGAAAAAACUAAAAUCAUAUGUGAAGUUUAUUCUAAUCCAAUAUCUAAAUACUGGAUUGAAUAUAAGCCUUGUUUAGAUAAUAGUUGUGAGUAUAAAAAGCUCUCUUCUCAUGAAACACUUUUGUAUUUUGGAAAAACGACACUAGAGAAGUCUUUCACGAGUUCUUCUAUUGUAAAAUGUACCGCGAUAAAUACAAAUGGUUUGAAAGUAAAGGAAAAGAAGGUAUAUAUAACAGACAAUACAAUAACUCAAUGGUAUUUUUGGCUGGCCAUCAUACUUCUCAUGGUAUUGAUUAUAAUAACAUGUGUGAUAGUUUAUUUGAAGGAUCACAGAAAGAAAAAAUUGGAAAAACUACUCCGAGAAGUUGGUUUGGCUUAUUUCAAAAGUGGACAUUUGGAACAUCUCAAUCCUGAGCUUGGUUUAGAAGAUCAAGUGGACUUACUACCUUAUGACAGGAAAUGGGAAUUCCCAGCAGAAAAUUUGAAGAUAGGAAAACAGUUAGGAGCUGGUGCUUUUGGAGUAGUAAUGAAGGGAGAGGCAAAAGGUAUAAUACCAGGAGAAGAACGAACAACAGUUGCAGUGAAAAUGGUUAAAAAGGACGCUAGUCAUAUCUAUAUUAAAUCUCUGGCUUCAGAACUCAAGAUAAUGGUUCACUUGGGAAAUCACCUCAAUGUUGUCAAUCUUCUUGGAGCAUGCACAAAAAAUGUAGCUAAAGGCCAAUUAUUCGUUAUAGUUGAGUACUGCAAAUUUGGUAACACCCAUAAUUAUUUAUAUCGACAUAGAAACGAGUUUAUAGAUCAAAUAGAUCGUACUACUGGAACCAUUGAUUUUAACAUUGGGAACGAAAGAUUGCAGAGAUCAUAUUCUGUAGCAAGUUCGAGAAGUUGCUUUCCAAUGAAUUAUGUUACGCAGUUAUCCAAACAGAGCAAUAACUGUGUGAAAUUUUCUUCAAUAUCCGAAAAUGAUUCAGAUCAAGAGGACUGUAAAGGGAUCAGCAUAUGUCCAAAAGCUGAAGAAGGUGAAGACGAAAUAUUGCUGAGCAAUAACAGUAGCAUACAGCCUAAUUGGCGCACAAACUAUAGAGGAGAUUACAACGGUUCUGUUAAACCUGUCUGUACCAAAGAUCUAAUGGUGUGGGCAUUUCAAGUGGCCAAAGGAAUGGACUACCUUGUUUCCCGCAAAGUAUUGCAUGGUGACUUAGCUGCUAGAAACAUACUCCUAGCGAAUGAUAACGUUGUUAAGAUUUGCGACUUUGGCUUGGCGAAAAGUAUAUACAAAAACGAUAACUACAAGAAGAACAGCGACUGUCCCUUACCUGUAAAAUGGAUGGCAAUUGAAUCCAUCAGUGAUAAGAUAUUUUCUACACAAUCAGAUGUCUGGUCAUUUGGAAUCGUUUUAUGGGAAUUUUUCUCCCUUGCCAGAACCCCUUAUCCAGCUAUGGAUGUAGACGAAAGAUUUUACACGAAGCUUGUUGAGGGUUAUCGAAUGGAAGCACCUGAAUACUCAACCAAUGAAAUUUAUCAAAUAAUGUUGGAAUGCUGGUCUCAGGAUCCUCUGAAAAGACCCUCGUUCAGUAAACUAGAAGAUAGAUUGGGAAAAAUGAUUGGAGAAGAAACACGACAGUAUUAUAUCGAGCUCAACGACCCAUACCUGAAGUGCAACAUGGAAAGGAGUAGGAGCAUCGAAGAUUACCUGAAUAGACUCAAUUCUCCAAAUUUCGAAAAUUUGUCAACUCCUCUAUUAUACAUGAAUCAACCCAACCAAUCUCCAGGUUACUUGAUUAUGGAAAAUAGAAAACCUAGCGAGUUCACUUUUAAAACUGAAUCAUUAUCCGAUAAUAAUCUUUGUGAUGACGUUUUCAUCACAGAAGAAAAUGAAAAAGAAACACAUAAGGAAAAUGAAAAUUCUGAUGCAAAAGAGAGCAGUGGAACCACUGGGUAUUAUGUGAACGCUAUCAGUAAUCCUUCCUAUGUUUAUCCUAAGAUAAGGGAUUCUCAGCAAGCCCAAAAUCUACAAACUCACGCUUUGUGAUGACUAAACCAACAAACCAGUGCUGGAACCAGUGAAGUAUUCAACGAAAAAACGAUAUUAGUUUUAUUCAGGAAGUCAAAAGGAUGACUUGUAAAUAAUGAAUUUUUUGCUAGUUUAAUUUAUUCAUUAUAAUUUUAUUUUUUCUCAAUUUCAAUGGCCUAAUGAUGAGAAAUUAGUUAUGUACUUUUACUUUUUUUAAUAAAAUGAAUUCUCAAAUUAGA